CAUCCUUCAACCAUGGCUGCCCAGUCUAAGCUGAUGCCACAACGGCUGCUCCCACCGAGUCUCCGAACUCGACCACCAAUCCUCGUAUUAAUUGCAUGUGUUCUCAUUCUCCGCUCACGCCUCUUGACUGCUCCGAGAGAUACCCUGGCAGCCCUCAGAGCUGUGCGGUCUCGCCAUAAACUGUCUAAAGAAGAGCUUGCACAGGCUUUGCAACAGAUCUAUGUCGAAGGUCGUGAUGGCACCAAGGAGCUCUUGGUUCCGUUUAGGGAGAACAUCUCAAAGAUCACCAUCCGUCCAACUUCUGAGGAAGUCUUCGCCUCCCACAAACCAUUGUUUCCUCCUCUUCCGCCCUCUGCACAACUCAAACCGAACGUAGACCGCUCCUUCCUUCGCCAACUCCGAGCCAUUCUCCAUGUGGCCUUCCCUUCAUAUACCUCCAAAGAGACUGGUAUCGUAUUGCUGCAUAGCGUCUUUCUCGUGAUGAGGACGGUGUUGAGCGUCUAUGUGGCAAAGCUGGACGGAAGGAUCGUCAGGGAUCUGGUCAGUGCGAAUGGAAAAGGAUUCCUGCGAGGCCUGGGAUUGUGGUUCGCACUUGCGGCACCUAGUAUCUACACGAAUUCCAUGAUUCAUCACCUUCAAGCGCAGUUAUCUCUCCGUCUUCGGACAAGGCUAUCGCGCUACACGCACGAUCUCUACCUCUCUUCUGAUCCUUACCUCCGCUACUACCGCGUCGCAGGGGAAGGGGGUCUCGAGGGUGUAGACCAAUAUAUCACCUCGGACAUCGCUAGCUGGACGGACGCACUUUCUGGCCUGUAUGGCAAUGUCCUGAAACCGCUCCUCGACCUUAUUCUCUUCACGUCGCAGUUGUCGAGAACCCUGGGCGUGAGGGGCACGGCGGCGCUCUUCGUCAAUUAUUAUGUCACAGCAAAGAUAUUGAGAGCAGUGACGCCGGCCUUCGGGCGGUUGGCGGCUGUGGAGGCGAGGCUGGAGGGUGAGUAUCGUGCGGGUGUGGGGAGAGUGGGACGCGAGGCGGAGGAGGUCGCGUUUUAUGAUGGAGGAUCAAGGGAGAAGGAAAUAUUGUGGAGGGCUUAUUUGAGGCUGAUGAAGCAUGUGAACUCCAUCUUCAAGAUCCGGAUAGCAUACGAAUGGACGGAGGACUACGUGAUCAAGUACCUCUGGUCCGCAGCAGGCUAUUGUCUGAUCUCGAUCCCUGUCCUCCUUACGCGGAAACGCCGUAAUGUGGGCGUACAGACGGCAAAGCCUGGCACACCAGAAGAGACGGACGACGCGGUGGCCAAUAGGACCGAAAACUAUAUAUCCUCCCGCCGGUUGUUGCUCUCCCUCGCGGACGCUGGAGGACGACUUAUGUACGCCUACAAGGACGUCCUCGAGCUCGCGGGUCUCACAACGCGAUUAUACACUCUUCUUUCAACUUUGCAUCAUCUCCCGCCAUUGCCUACGUCGCAUCCUAGUGCCAUGGCCGCUGAGCCUACUAUCACGCUCUCUCACGUCGAUGUCACCGUCCCCGCCCCUUCCUCGACAAAUUUGGACCCAACGAAUCCCGACGCGGAUAUCCUGGACCGGGAGAACACACCAGAGAUGCCGCCGCUCGUGAAGGAUUUGAAUUGGUCACUUGGGCCGGGUGAUCAUUUGAUGAUUACGGGGUCGAAUGGAGUAGGGAAGACGGCGGUGGCGAGGGUGUUGGCGGGGUUGUGGGCUCCUGGAGGUGGGAGUGGGAGGGGGGAGGUCAAGAGACCCGGAAGGGGCGAGGUGUUCGUGGUGCCGCAGAGGGCGUAUAUGGUUGCUGGAAGUUUAUUGGAUCAGAUUAUAUACCCGCAUACAUACCCACAGUAUGUGCAGAGCGGACGGACGGAGGGGGAGUUGAAGGAGAUUCUGGCUGCGGUGCAUUUGGAAUAUUUGCCACAGCGGGAAGGAGGGUGGUUCACGAGGAAGGAGUGGAGGGAUGUGUUGAGUGGGGGCGAGAAACAGAGAAUGGCGCUGGCACGGGUGUUCUAUCAUAAACCGAAAUUCGCAAUCCUGGAUGAAUGUACGAGUGCGGUGUCCAGCGAUGUGGAGGGGAGGAUGUACGAGCACGCAAAGUCCAUCGGCAUCACCCUCAUCACCAUUUCUCUUCGUCCAUCGCUCGCGAAAUACCACACCCAACUUCUCACCCUCUCGGGCGACGGCACUGGAAGCUGGACGCUCACCCGCGUCGGCACGGCGGAGGUGAAGAUGGGUAUUGAUAGGGAGAUUGGGUUGUUGAGGGAGAGGCUGAAGGAGGUGGAGCAGUGGGAGAAGAGGGUCAAGGAACUGGAGGUGAUGUUGGGGCCGGAGGGUGCGGAGACGUAGUAGUGGCUGAGAGUUGUUUUGCUCUGUGGUUUAAGUCCUGCUCGGCACUGUAAUAGACCUUGUUGUAUAAGUAUCGACCAUUGUAAACGUUAAUAAUUU
Molecule: messenger RNA, 2448 nt
Organism: Stereum hirsutum FP-91666 SS1
Lineage: Eukaryota; Fungi; Basidiomycota; Agaricomycetes; Russulales; Stereaceae
Exons: 12
Coding region: 13-2349 (778 amino acids)
Biological process (GO): peroxisome organization; very long-chain fatty acid catabolic process; long-chain fatty acid import into peroxisome
Cellular component (GO): peroxisomal membrane
Molecular function (GO): long-chain fatty acid transmembrane transporter activity; ABC-type transporter activity; ATP hydrolysis activity
Source: RefSeq, a predicted model, not a curated record